GACCUCACUUCCUCUUCAUUCUCCGGGAAGAAAAGUUGGAGAGUGUGUCAGGAGUUGUGGUGUGGUGUAGUAGUGUAGUGUAGUGUAGUGUAGUGUAGUGUUUGUUCGGCGGUGAUCCUGUGACUCCGGACAGGAACCAGAAUGUCUUCCUCCAGUGUCCAGAGCAGACCGAUCUCUGCGAUAGCCUGGGCCUCUAACAACUCCACAUGCCCCGCCCACUUUUCCAUGAUUUCUGCAACCGAAGAUGGAACCGUCGCCAACUUCACCCGGGGCUUUGCUCUGAAAUCUGGAUACUUUCUGUGUUACAGCAAGGAUCUCUCUGGAGGAAUGGUGGUGUCUGAUGUUCAGGUCAUCUCUGAGAAGGACGCGAUUCCUCACGGGUACUGCUUCAUCCCUGAGUUCAUGGAGUCCAAAUCCUCUGUGUGGAAGAAGAAGCGUGUGUGUGUGCGUAUCGUUCCUGUGGGCAGUGUAACAACCGCUGUUCUGGAGAUCCGAAUAACCGCCAAGAGCAAGAUGAUGCUUCCACAGUACACCUGCCUGGGGGACAUUCUGGGCUACGUGCUGUGGUGUCUGAAAGGCUCCUUCUCGUCUCCGGUUCCUCAGGUGAAGCCCCGCAGUCUGAGCAUCGACAUGAGGCAGCUCUCUCUGGAGGCAUCUGCACCUCUGCCCCUAAGACCCAGCAACCAGACAUCUCAGGUCCAGCCAAAGGUCAGUCGUCGCCGUGGCAACCUGGAUCGUAAAGACACUGCUGAGAAGGUGCACGAUGGACACAGCAUUCAUAUUACAGCGAUGGAUGGAGUUCCUUUUGCUCUUCAUCCUAAAUUUGAAAACCGAGUCGUGGAGAAGGUGUCCACCACUGCUCUGGAUAAUAUUCGUAUUAAGUCACUGCAGGAUAUAGAGAAUGAGUACAGCUACACAUUCGCAGUAGAAGAACAAGCAGCCCGGAGACUCCGCCCCUAGAUGACAUCACUGCCGUAAGCUCCACCCCCAGACCUGACCACAUCCUUCUAUUUAUUAACAUUGAAACCAAACUUUAUCCCCAAACCGCCCACAUCGCUAUUGAUGACCGCAGUCUGUUAGCGCGGGUCUGUCCAGUACGCUGAUUAUUCCUCGUUUAAAACGGAACACUAACGAAAAGACAUCACUUGCUCGAUGUUUAUGUUUAUAAAGUGAAGUAAAUGACAGGGUUUUUGAUAAAAUCCCAGAUUUUUGAAGACAGACUUUUGGUCACGGUGCUAAAAAUGCUGCCUGUGUAGACACUGUUAACGCUAACGCUAUGAUUUCCAGCGUCACUACGAACAUGCUAUCAAUAUAUUACAUAAUAAAUUAUAACCAGUGAGUGAUGAGUGAUGAGAAUUUUAAUCACUGUGAUGUUGCCAGAUAGGGAAUUUCUAAUCCAAAAGGAUUUUAUUUAAACUACAGUGGGAAAAUAUAUGGGAAAAUCUUUGGGAGGGGAAAAAAAGUAUCUUUAAUUCUUUGAUUAUUCUUUAGAUGUUGUGUUAUUUGUGAUUGUUGUGGUGUGUCUCUUACCAGCUGACCAAUCAGAUGUGAGUGAGCAUUUUUGCUGACCGUACACAUCAUGAAAAAAAUACACUCCUACAUAUUACACACGAGAAGGCUGACCCUGAUGUGUGAUCGCGUCCCGGUCAAGUCGGUAGCCGGUCUCGGACACUAAUGGAUCUGCUUGUUUACAUAAUGGUUCGGUUUUCAGUUCCAGAAAAAGUGGGUGUGGUUAAUGACCAGGUUGUGGAAUCUGUUGCUUGAUGAAUAGAAGAUGAAUUAUAUUUAGUGUAGAUAGCUCAGUGGUUAAGGUGAUGGAUUAAUAAGAUGGUUUUAAACCUCAGGUCCACUAAGCAUCCACCCCUGGGCCCCUGAGCAAGGCCCUUAACCCUCAGCUGUAUAAUGAUUUAAAUUGUAAGUCUCUACGGAUAAGGGCGCUUACCAAUUGUCAGAAAUGCUUCAUUCUACAGCAAACCUGUAGCCACACCCACAUGGACAAAGUCAUUGCUCUGAUUGGUCAGUCGGGAUCCAGUGUCCACCUGAGCCGUUACAUCAUUCACAGAGACACAGAGGAAGGAAAAACUGACCGCAACAGCAUCAUGUUUACAGCGGAUCAGAUCACUUCAUGGAGAUAUAACAGUUACAUGUUUAUUAUUAUUAUUAUUGUUAUUAUUAUUAUGGAUUUAGAAACGAAUCUAAACAAAACACACUAAACACAUUCCAGACUUUACCCAGAAUUCCUUGUAAUUUUAAAAAAUAAACAGACUUAAUCCUACACUACGUUGCCAAAAGUUUUGGGACGUCUGCCUUUACCUGCACAUGAAUGUAAUAUGGAGUUGUCCCGCCCUUUGCAGCUAUAACAGCUUCAACUCUUCUGGGAAGGAUUUCCACAAGGUUUAGGAGUGUGUUUAUGGGAAUUUUUGACCGUUCCUCUAGAAGCGCAUUUGUGAGGUCAGGCACUGAUGUUGGACGAGAAGGUCUGGCUCACAGUCUCCACUCUAAUUCAUCCCAAAGGUGUUCUAUGGGGUUGAGGUCAGGACUCUGUGCAGGCCAGUCAAGUUCAUCCACACCAAACUCACUCAUCCAUGUCUUUAUGGACCUUGGUUUGGUCACUGGUGUGCAGUCAUGUUGGAACAGGAAGGGGUCAUCCCCAAACUGUUCCCACAAAGAGCAUGAAAUUGUCCAAAAUGUCUUCAUAUGAAGCUGAAGCAUUAAGAGUUCCUUUCACUGGAACUAAGGGGCGGAGCCUAACCCCUGCAAAACAACUCAAUGAUCUGGAUGUGUGUCCCAAUACUUUUGGCAAUAUAGUGUGUAACUAAUAUACAGUGAUUUUAAAAAAAAAAAAAAUGUUUAUAUCCUUUUUAUUUUUAUUUUUUUUAACUUAAUACACUAUGAUAUAUGGAUGUGUGAAGAAGGAAACUGUAGUGUGUGUGUGUGUGUGUGUGUGUGUGUGUGUGUUCAUCACGUUUUGAAGGAAAUAGCUUUAUUUGUCUUUAUCGUCUGUCACAUUUUAAUCAUUAAUAUGGCUUUAAGGUCUUUUGAAAAUUGCAAUAAAAAUAUUAUUUCACAUAUAAAAAUGUGUUUAUUUAAAAAAAAAAAAAAAAGAAAGAAAGAAAGAAAGAAAGAAAAGGUUUUUUGGGGGAAAACUUUCAGAAAUUCUGAUAUAUUUUUUAUGUGGUGAUCCCAGCUGUUGUUUUUCUGUAAGUGCUUUUGUUAUUUUUAUUGAUCAUGUUUUCUAUCCGAAUAAUUACAGAGGAAUUGAGAUUACUGUGGUUUUCUAGCGUGAUUCUGCUCCUUCAGCUUCGUCUCCUCCUGGUGUUUAUCAGGCUUUUUAUUUUGGUUUUGGUUUAUUAUUACAUUAUUGUUGUUGUUGUUGAUUUAAACACUGAUAUUUAUUUCACUUUUUUUUUGUAAUAUUAUGACCAAACUUUAGAGUGUGUGUUUUUAAUGUCUAUAAUAAAUCCCUGUCUGUAAUAAAUGUACUUAGAGCUUUCAGAAGGAUUCUUUUUGGCAAACAUUAAUGAAGAAUUAUGAAAUAAAAUAUAAAACAUG
Molecule: messenger RNA, 3552 nt
Organism: Hemibagrus wyckioides
Lineage: Eukaryota; Metazoa; Chordata; Actinopteri; Siluriformes; Bagridae
Gene: mvb12a
Product: multivesicular body subunit 12A
Exons: 11
Coding region: 142-960 (272 amino acids)
Biological process (GO): endosome to lysosome transport via multivesicular body sorting pathway; virus maturation; viral budding
Cellular component (GO): ESCRT I complex; cytosol
Source: RefSeq, a predicted model, not a curated record